AUGCGCUCCUUCGCUGCCGUCCUCCUCGCCUCCGUUGCGUCCGUCGUGGCCAAGCAGAUUGUCAUCACCGUCGGAGGGAACACGACCGACAAUGCCACCACCGUUUUCCAGCCCGCCGAGGUCACCGCGAACAUCGGCGACACGGUGUUUUUCAACUUCACCAUGGGCAACCACACUGCCAUCCAGUCCACAUUUGGUGCCCCGUGCAUCCCGGCCCACGACAUUAAUGUCACUAUCAACGGCUUCAUCUCCGGUUUCCGUGAUGCCGGGAACGGGACCGCGAUCACGAACUUGCCCGUGACGAUCUCGGACAACAACACGAUCUGGUUCUACGACUUCAACACCUGCGCCCAGGGCGGUGUCGGUGGCAUCAACGUCAAUGAGAGCAGCACCGAGACUCUCGACGGUUUCAUCCGCAAUGCGGAGCGCCUGAAUGGCACGAACGCCACCUCCUCGUCCACCUCUGCGUCCGCGGCGAGCACCGCGCCGUCUGGCUCUACCGCCGGCAGUCACCCGUCCACGACGAGCGCGUCGGGCAACAGUACUGGUGCCGCCGGGCGCUCCCUUGUCCUCGGCCUCGCUGCGGGGCUGCCCAUGGCCGCCGCCGCGCUUCUUCUAUGA
This is a messenger RNA of Epithele typhae, 621 nucleotides long. RefSeq lists its product as uncharacterized. The record is from RefSeq and is a predicted model, not a curated record. The transcript is spliced from 4 exons. Bases 1 to 621 code for a protein of 206 amino acids. Lineage: Eukaryota; Fungi; Basidiomycota; Agaricomycetes; Polyporales; Epitheliaceae.